Messenger RNA from Pezoporus occidentalis (night parrot), 1081 nucleotides. It is a transcript of the gene GADD45B, whose product is annotated as growth arrest and DNA damage inducible beta. The record is from RefSeq and is a predicted model, not a curated record. The coding region runs from base 30 to 497 and encodes 155 amino acids. Gene Ontology annotation, cellular component: cytoplasm; nucleus. NCBI's taxonomy places the organism in Eukaryota, Metazoa, Chordata, Aves, Psittaciformes, Psittacidae. The transcript is spliced from 4 exons. Gene Ontology annotation, biological process: regulation of cell cycle.
CCCGCACGGGCUCGCAUCACGAUCGCGCCAUGACUCUGGAGGAGCUGGUGCCUUGCGACAGCAGCAGGAUGCAGGCGGUGAGCGAGGCCGUGGAGCGGGUGCUGGUGGCAGCGCAGCAUCAGGACCGGCUCACAGUGGGUGUCUACGAGUCGGCCAAGCUCAUGAAUGUGGACCCUGACAGCGUGGUGCUGUGCGUGCUGGCCACUGACGAGGAGGACGAAGGUGACAUCGCCCUGCAAAUCCAUUUCACCCUCAUCCAGGCCUUCUGCUGCGACAACGACAUCCACAUCCUGCGCGUCCUGGGCAUGCAGCGCCUGGCCGCCAUCCUGGGGGAGCCUGAGCCGGGCUCCGAGCCCCGUGAUCUCCACUGCCUCUUAGUCACGAACCCGCACACGGACGCGUGGAAGAGCCAAGGGUUGGCGGAGGUGGCCAAAUACUGCACCGAGAGCCGCGACAGGAACCAGUGGGUGCCGUUUGUGUGCCUGCAGGAGCGCUGAGCCGGCCCCGGCCCAUGCCCGGCUCUGUACCUGAAAAAGGAGGGGGGAAAACAGUAAAACGGCAGGAAAAGGAAAGGCGGAACGGCCAGUUUACAACCAACCAAACCCACACAAAAUAACCCCAAACGCAAACAGCCACCGAUUUCGUUUUCAUUUGUACCCGGAGCGGAGGAAGGAGCAGAGCGGCACCGGUGGGCACGGGAUGGAGGCAGUCGGAGCCCUGCUGUGCCGGCAGCCGGGUCGGACGCUGGCCGGAGCGCGCCGGAGCUCAUCCAUGCCAAGGAGUUGUUGUGCUUGGCUGCAAGGAGCUGGGGGACUGUGCUGAGGAGCCCCGGGCCAGGAGAUGGAGAGCGUGCGAUGAUCUCUGUUUGGCAGCUGUGAAUGGACAGAGGUGAGGACUGCAGGGGAACUGCUUUCUCCAAGGGCUCGGUUAUUGUCUGUACCGAUGGAGCUGGAAUCCGUGUCGAGUCUUUUUUGCACUCUAAACCACUUGGAGACCCGGAGUUGAUUCUAUUCCAGAGUUUAUUCUUAUACUGAUUUAAGACAAAAACCCCGAGUUAUUUGCAAUAAAAUAUCUGAAGCCA